Messenger RNA from Tachysurus fulvidraco (yellow catfish), 1482 nucleotides. RefSeq names its product C-type natriuretic peptide 2 (gene nppcl2). The record is from RefSeq and is a predicted model, not a curated record. Gene Ontology annotation, molecular function: hormone receptor binding; hormone activity. Bases 258 to 635 code for a protein of 125 amino acids. The transcript has 2 exons. Gene Ontology annotation, cellular component: extracellular region. NCBI's taxonomy places the organism in Eukaryota, Metazoa, Chordata, Actinopteri, Siluriformes, Bagridae. Gene Ontology annotation, biological process: receptor guanylyl cyclase signaling pathway; cGMP biosynthetic process.
UCGUCUGCCGUCUCCAUGGUAACAGAAUGGAAUUUGUGACAUCACAGCGCUGGGGUUUAAAUUGGCCGUUACAGUGUCGGCUCUCAGAACAGACGAGUCCUGCACAGGACAGAACACAACACCGCGCUACAGCAACUAACAAACCCUUACAGAUACAACAAAGAUACACCGCUGAAUCUCGGGACAGAAACCACCAGGAGGCGCUCUGAGAAAUUUAGUUUUCAAUUAUUUAUUUUUGCCAAAUUUACUCAUAAAAGAUGGCUUCAUCAUUCCGCUUCUUUGCCCUCUUCCUCUCAAUCGGCAUGGUGACAGGGGUAAUUAGCCAACCAUUGUCAAGGAGACUAGAUUCUCAGAUUCUACAGGAUCUGUUCGGGUCACAGAUCACUUCACUCCUAUUGUCCCAGCCUGAGGUCACAGAGGGCUCAGCUCGUAGCCCCGCCCCCUCUGUGAGCGAUAGGCAUGGACCAUCAGAAAGUUUUGUGCUUGAAGAACCUCUCCAUCUUGUGCCCCGCCCUGUCCUAAACUUGCUGAUGAGGCAGAGGAAGUUCCGGGUGCGGAGCAGGAAAGGUUCUGCACGCGGCUGCUUCGGGAUUAAAGUGGACCGUAUCGGUGCUCUCAGUGGACUCGGCUGCUGACACCAGAGUUAAAACCACUGACCACAAUACAGCACCUUCACAACGGUCACAUACAUGGGCUGAGCUCAGAACACCACGGGCAAGGGACGAGGAAGGAGUAGUUAGUAAGAGUGAGUUAGGGGUUAAUUAGCCAACAAACACUGAUCCUGGAUCAGACAUUUAGUGAGAACAAAACUAACUGAACUGAGACACUGACCUGAGAUCAGUUGAACCUGACGAGCCCUGACCUCUUCUCCAGGGCUGUGUGUGUGUGUGUGUGUGUGUGUGUGUGUGUGUGUGUGUGUGUGUGUGUGGUUCUCUAGUUGUUUGUAGGGACCAAAUGUAUGAUUUGAUAGGAAAAAAUACAAGCUUUAUUUUGUGUGGACAUUUAAUCAGUCUCCACAAAAAAAAGUACUUUAUUUAAAUAGAAACCCAAACGAUUUCCUUUUAGGGUUAACAAUAAACAAACCAGUGAAAUCCUGACAAAGAUUAAAUCAAUGUGUGUGUUUUUAUUUAAAGCAGAAAAGACGAUGGUGAUGAUGAUGAUGAUGAUGAUGAUGAUGGUGAUGAUGAUGAUGAUGUAACCCAAUUUAGUUAAGUUAAAAACUGCUUUGUAUCUUUGGUGGCUGACAUUCGAUAUAUUCUGACAACCUUUACUACAGAGCAUAAUGUUUUGCACUCCUGAUAUCCCACAAUGCACUGCACCAGGUGUCGUGGUUCACUGUGAAAUGGGACACGCCCUCAGUCGCCGUGUCACAAACUGAAGUGAUGAAAUGAGUUAAAGAAAAUAUAUAAACUGCAUAAAUAUAUAAAUAACCAAUGAAUGUAGUUCAGUCCAAUUAAAAACAAUUAGAUUUAAACAUUUUAA